UACCUCGCGCUCAGUUACGUGUGGGGCGAGCCUCAGCCCCACCAGACCACUACGUGCAACAUAUCUACCUACGCCAAGCGGAUCGACGUCUCUCUUCUUCCCCAAACCAUCCGUGACGCAAUCGCUGUGACGCACUCCCUCGGGCUUCAGUAUCUCUGGACGGAUAGUCUCUGCAUUAUGCAAGAUUCGGGCGAAGACAAACUGCAUGAGCUGGCGCGUAUGCAUCUCGUGUAUCGCUACGCGUACUUGACUAUCAUCGCCGCCAGUGCUGAGCGGGUCAGUGAUGGCUUCCUUGAAGAUCGCUCGCCGCCGCUAGACCCGGAGGACUACCUCACGCUUCCGAUCGUCUGUCCCCCGCACUCUCAUACACCUGGAGGCAGCAUAACAGGCCCCAUCAACGCACGGGGCUGGUGCUUGCAAGAGUUCUACAUGUCCCCUCGCGCACUCCUCUUCACAUCGGUCACGCUCCAAUUCAAGUGUCAGGCCGGCAGGUGGAACAUCGGGCACUCUUUGCAAACAACAAAGAACGAUUUCUGGCUGCCCGACGUACUCUUCUAUCCAGAUCCGCCCGCACUCGAACAGGGCUCCUUGGAUUGGUCCAUGGUACACCGCCGUUGGGGCGACAUUGUGCAUCAGUACUCCACGCGCAAGCUUGGCGAAGCGUCCGACAAGCUCGUCGCAUGUGGCGCUCUCGCGGAGGCAUUCCACCGGAUCCUGUCCUCCGACUAUCUCGCUGGGCUCUGGCGCGACACCCUUCUCCACGACCUGCUUUGGCGGCGCGCUCCAGAUGCAAUGUCGAUCACGGACUUGGUUCGCCCGGCGGAGUACCGUGCACCAUCAUGGUCGUGGGCCUCCGUGGACGGGCCGGUCUCUAUGCUUCCCUGGGACUAUGGUGCGGAUGCGACCGCCGUUGCGGAAAUACUUCGCUGCGAGGUGACACUCAAGGACCCAGAGCUUCAGUUUGGGGAGCUAAGGGGUGCGUCCAUCGUCCUGCGA
This is a messenger RNA of Trametes versicolor FP-101664 SS1, 996 nucleotides long. RefSeq names its product HET-domain-containing protein. Lineage: Eukaryota; Fungi; Basidiomycota; Agaricomycetes; Polyporales; Polyporaceae. The transcript is spliced from 2 exons. The annotation marks the transcript as partial. The record is from RefSeq and is a predicted model, not a curated record.